CGCAUUUCACUCGAAAAGAGAGAGAGAAUAAUAUGCACCUUGCUACAUCCAACGAUCAAUCCCCCUUUUUAUCUGCCGCAGUCUGCAGGUUCCUAGUUUAGUGAGUGACGUAAACCAGCUGAAGGUCCUGUUCGGCAGAACCGGACACGCCUGGUGAAAUGUGCUUAAACACCAUCUACAGCAUUGGGGCUGUACUGCUGUUGUGUCAUGCUGUUGUGCAAGCAGAGGUCACCACACCGCCGUCAUUGGUUUUCAGCGCAAACGCGAAAACAUGUGUCACCGAGAGCUUGGGGCUACUAAUCAUCCGAAUCAAGAGACCAUCAUCGGACAAGUCGAGAAUGGCUGCAGCAGUAGCCUAUACCAAUGGCGACGCAGAUUCGACCACUGACUACGCCAACAAUGUCACAACGCUCACCUUUGGACGUCGAAAGAGAAAUGCUUAUCUGGAAGUGCCGAUCAUCGACGAUCUGGUUGUCGAAUCACGGGAAGAGUUCUCAGUGACAAUCAGUGCUUCGGGCUACGAUGACAUCACCAUUAAGGGAUGCAUACACGAUGACGACGCUGCUGUUCUAUUCGACUGUAACCGGUAUGGUGUUACCUGCAAAGCCGGCGUCUGUCCGCCCAGCAGUCCGACUUGUGACUGUUCCUCCGCUACUGGUAGAACAGGAGAUGACUGUGGUAUUAUUCAAUCUAACAUAAAUGGCACAGGCUGUUCUGGCAUGGACUGUGGAAGUAACGGACGGUGCGUCUCUGAUGGGUCAACAGGCGCAUGUGUAUGUGGUUCUGGACAUUACAGUGGCAAUGCUGGGAAGUGUGAACGCAAGAGGACAACCAUCACAUCCUGUGAUAACAACAAGAUGACAAUCUGCAUGAACCCCAUCAACCUGUAUCAGCCCCUCAUCACGGUCUCUGGCUACACCUCCACUGAAUGCACUGCCAAUCCAGUAGGGGGUAUCACUGACACUGAAGACAGGAUCCCCUCAGACAUACAAGGCCAGUGCAUCACUGUCGGCUUCAGUGGCAGCUGUGGAACGUACACCACUACGACACAGGGAGGGAACGUGUGUUAUACAAUACCAUACCGCAUCCAGUACAACCCUAUCAUGCUGGUGGCCUCCGAUGAGGUUGUAUAUGGCAAUUGUUGUGUCAACGAAUCCGGGCAAACCAUAUCCACAGAUGCCAUCCUAGCAGAUACUGCAACAAAAUUUCUCAACAAACAGCAGGAGAGUGCCAACUUUUUGGGAGUCAAGUUAUCCGCCACGCUCAGUAAUGGUCUCGCUAUAUCCAACCCUGUUCCACUUAACCAAAUCUACAGGCUGUGUUUAAACAUUGCAGAUGAUGGCUUCUUGUAUCUUGGCUUGAUCCGAAUAAUCGUCCAUAAUGGUCAGACGGAUUCCUCGCGGAAAGAGGCAGUGGUGUAUGGAAACGAUGGAUGCAGCGACGAGUCCGGUAAGGCAAUCGUGCACUCCUAUCCAAGCAGGGUGAGUGACACGCAGAUUUGCAUGCAGUACAGACCAGGUUACUUCCGACCAGGGCCUGCAGCCGUGGUGCACGACAUGAAGUACAAACUGUGCCUCUCCGGGGAUCAAGCUGGCUGUCAACUGACAACAUGCGGAGUAACGGGAGACAGAAAGAAGCGUCAAACCAAUGACGGCAGAGUUGAGUCAACAGCCAACACCACAGUGUACUUUGAGGAUGACACCACGGCAGCAUCGCAAACAAACGGCGAAACUGGUGUUUUUCCAACUGCAAAGAACUGCCUCCCUGGGAUGUCUGUGAUGUUCCCCGCCAUCAUCGUGGUCUGCAUCGUCGCCCUGAUACUGCUCCUGAUCAUUGUGUACAUGUGUUUCCUCCUCAUGAAGAAACGACGCAAACAAGAGGAUGAAGACAAUGAAGUGAAGUCCCAAAAGAGUUGCAUGUCACAACGCUACUAAUUCAGCUUAAUAUACUGAACCGCAAAAGAAACGUCACCCCAAGUAAUAUUGCAUGAAAAGUUGCCAUUUAAAUAUCUGUGUAAUUUUUGUCAAAGUUUCUAAAAUUUAACAUUAUCAUGUCCGGAAAAAUUAAAUUUGAUGAUACCAAAACAAAGCAGAUGACAAUAAAACCGAUCGCCUAACCAAUCACGGCAACCGCCAUGGUAAUCCAAUGCACGUUCCGUGCAAAUUGAAAUGCACAUGCGUUCCCCAAUUUCUUGCCCUAUAAGAAUCCACCAAGAUCGGAUAACAUUCAUUCGUUUUUGAAUUGCUACCACAUGCCA
This is a messenger RNA of Haliotis rufescens (red abalone), 2257 nucleotides long. RefSeq names its product EGF-like domain-containing protein 2. NCBI's taxonomy places the organism in Eukaryota, Metazoa, Mollusca, Gastropoda, Lepetellida, Haliotidae. Bases 159 to 1934 code for a protein of 591 amino acids. Gene Ontology annotation, biological process: cell communication. The record is from RefSeq and is a predicted model, not a curated record. Gene Ontology annotation, cellular component: membrane. The transcript is spliced from 13 exons.